Thyridium curvatum is the source of this 1584-nucleotide messenger RNA. RefSeq lists its product as uncharacterized. The transcript is spliced from 3 exons. The record is from RefSeq and is a predicted model, not a curated record. Lineage: Eukaryota; Fungi; Ascomycota; Sordariomycetes; Thyridiales; Thyridiaceae. Gene Ontology annotation, molecular function: monooxygenase activity; iron ion binding; oxidoreductase activity, acting on paired donors, with incorporation or reduction of molecular oxygen. Bases 1 to 1584 code for a protein of 527 amino acids.
AUGGACUCGAAUCAGACAUCCACCAAGCUCCUGACAGCAGCGGAGAUGGAAAGAUUCCAGUCACCGCUGUUUCUUGGGGCGACUGCCAUCAUGACAGGGGUCAUCACUUUUCUCAUGUACCUAUCCCAGAAGCCGUCUGUUCACUACAAGUCUCCCCGCUUUACAAAGAAUGUGCUCCCUAUACUGGGAUCCAUGGGUUUCAUCCUUCACCCUUGGGGAUUUUGGCAAGCGUGCUCCGAAGAAGCCAAGAAGGCGACUGGCAAUUUCAGCUUCUGGGUAGGCAAAAAGCACCUUGUCGGCAUCACGAGCUCGGCCUCGCGCAAGAUGUUCUAUGAGCACCCGACCCUGGACCUGGUAAGCGGAGGUGCACUCCUGCCCUUCGGAGUGCACUUCUGGCCUCCAGUUCACGAAAUCUUCAGGGCAGGCUAUGCCAGGGGAAUCAACAACACAUACUUCCUCCGCCGUCUUGUGGACUUCCAGUCCACGAAGCACCUGGCCAUGAACCUUCCUCGCCUUCGAGACGAUGCCCGCAAGGGUCUAGAAGAUCUCAUGGUGGACAAUCCUCGGGCUGUCAUGAGCCCACCCUCGAUCUGGCCGACCAUUCUCAGACAAAACAAUCGGGUGCUGGUAUCAGACCAGGUUGUAGACGACCCUAAGCUCGGCCCACGCGUUCUCAACGCUGGAGACAUCCUCGCCCACUGCUACAGUCCUUUCAAUGUGCACCUUCCAUGGCUGCCCUCUCCAUCGUGGAUGAAGCGCCAUUAUGCCAGGUGGACACUGGAGAGAACAAUUGCAGGCCUGAUCAACCAGCGCACAAAGCCUGGGGGCCCCCGAUACCAAGACGCCCUGCAGUCCAUGAUCGACAACGGCGACAGACACGACUGGAUCGUCGAGUACUGCACGAGCAUCAUCUUCAUCGGCAGCGCAAACGCUGGCGUCAUUGGGGCACAGAUGCUGAACAUCAUGGCUAUGUAUCCUGAGUGGCAGGAGCGGAUCUUCCAGGAGGUCAAGGCGACUGUCGAGGCGCACUCCAAGGACAAGACGUCGCCGUUGGUGGACAGACUCAGCGCUCUGCCCCUGGAAGUGUGGGAGUCGGGCUUCCAGUCUCUCUAUCUGUGCCUCCAGGAGUGCAUGCGCAUGUGGGGUUCGUUCAAUGCGUCACGCUUGAACAUAUCGACCGACCCCAUCCACAUUCCUGGCACCGAUGAAGUCGUUCCCGGCAACACGUACGUCGUCUACAACACUACCCAAUGCAACUACAACGAAGACUUGUAUCCCAGUCCAUUCAAGUUUGACCCGGAGCGGCAUAUGGAGGGGCGUGAGGAGUUCAAGAAAGAGCAAUACGGAUUUUUCACACAAGAUGUUGGAUGGGGCCAAGGUAAGCACCCAUGCGCAGGCAAGCGCUGGGCCAAAUUGCAGCAAGCAAUCCUAGUUGCCUAUGCUUUGGCAUUGUACAAGUGGAAAAGGUGCGACGAGAACGGAAAGCCUGAUAUCACCUCGCAGCAUUACAAGGAUCUUGACUCUAGGGAGCCAUUCAAUUUGCCCCCAUCAUAUUGCAAACUUGAACCCCGGGAGAACUUCUAG